Messenger RNA from Xyrichtys novacula (pearly razorfish), 1026 nucleotides. NCBI's taxonomy places the organism in Eukaryota, Metazoa, Chordata, Actinopteri, Labriformes, Labridae. The record is from the annotation of a GenBank genome assembly.
AUGAAGCAGAUAUCAUCGUCUUUGUUCUUCUGCUUUGGGCUGCUGUCGGGCUUUCUCUCUCUCCGCUACAUGCUUGACUCCUACCUUUUACCGGACCUUGUCUUUUAUAAAACGCGGGAUUUACAGUACAGAGCCAAUUACUCUCAGCAUGUUCACUCAGGUGAGAACUUGACCAAGCCAUCUAAUCAGACUCAAAAAGUACGGAUUCUGUGCUGGAUCAUGACGGGGCCCUUGUUCCUGGAGUCCAGAACCAGACACAUCAGAGCGACGUGGGCCAAACGCUGCGACAAAACCCUGUACAUGAGCUCUGUCAAGACUGCGUUUCCUACUGUGGGACUGAAUGUGAGUGAGGGGAGGAAAAACCUGUACUGGAAGACCAUCGGAGCCUUUAGAUACAUCUACAAGCACCACAUGGACGAUGCAGACUGGUUCCUAAAGGCAGAUGAUGACACAUAUAUUGUCGUGGAGAAUCUACGUUACUUGCUGUCUAAGUUUGACACAGAGAAACCGUUGUAUUUAGGCAGGAAGUUUCGCCCUUUUGUUAAAAAAGGCUACAUGAGCGGAGGAGCAGGUUAUGUCCUCAGUAAGGAGGCCUUGAGGAGGUUCAUAAAAGGAUUCGAGACUGGAGAAUGUACCCACUUCUCCAGCAUAGAAGACAUGGCUCUGGGGAAGUGCAUGCAGACGAUGAAGGUGGAGGCUGCAGACACUAGAGACAUUCAAGGGAGACAGACUUUUCAUGCUUUUCCUCCGGAACGUCAUCUGAUCAGACAACUUCCAAGAUCACGCUCCUCGUUCCGGUGGUACGACGCCUAUAAAUCAGCACGGGGUCCAAACUGCUGUUCAGAUUUAGCCGUGUCGUUUCACUACAUUAAACCACACCAGCUGUAUUUUCUGGAUUACCUGACGUACCACCUCCGGCCAUACGGAUACAAAUACAGAUUUAACUCUGAUGAGAAAACCCCUGAAGAAAAAACUACAGAUAAGCCAAAAAUCAGCAGCACUGCAACUACAACUAAGUCUCCAUGA